AUGGCAACUGAACAGGACAAUGAAUUUUGUUCCUUCAACGUUGGUGGUUGUUUUUUUUCCAUCCGGUUCAACCGACUUUCUCACCUUCAGGACUCCUUGCUUUUCAAAGACACGUCUUCUGGUCAGAAACCACGGUGGUUUAUCGACAGAGACGGAUGCACAUUCAGACAUGUACAGUAUUAUCUACAAACUGGAAAACUAGCUACAUCAUGUGUAUCAGAACUAAAUAUUUUAUAUGAGCUUACUGCAGGUCUACGUCUAACGUCACUGCUGCAGGCCUUAGAGAACCUCCAGUCAGGGAAGCAUUUCCUGCGAGACCGGCCAGUAGACCUGCAGGUGACUGAGAGAGCCACCCUGAACUACUGGAAGACCAGAAUCUGUAACACCAGAGAACCUGAACCCAUAGCCAGCCCAGUGUCCUCAGGUCACGAUGCGGUACCCCUGGGUCUGGUGGGGACUCCUCUGGUCGACGGCGACGAGGAGGUGCUGUACUGCUUCGUUCCCAUGGAGACGGUCCGCCUGUACCCCGCCCUGGUGACGCCUCACAACCUGCUGUGGCUGUGUGACGACCUGGUCGUCAUCGAGUGUGACAGCUCUCUCUUCAGAUUCAUAGCUAAUUACCUUCAGACCGGAAGCAUCUUACUGCCAGAGGACUUCAGUGAUCAUGACAGGCUGAACCAGGAGGCCAGAGCGGCUGGCAUGACGGACUUCCUGGAAGAGUUACAGAAACGACCCGAAUUGAUUGGUGAUGACAUCAUGCAGCCUCAAGAUGGCUGCCCUCAGAUCUAA
Messenger RNA from Oncorhynchus masou masou (cherry salmon), 789 nucleotides. RefSeq names its product BTB/POZ domain-containing protein KCTD19-like. NCBI's taxonomy places the organism in Eukaryota, Metazoa, Chordata, Actinopteri, Salmoniformes, Salmonidae. The record is from RefSeq and is a predicted model, not a curated record. The transcript has 5 exons. Gene Ontology annotation, biological process: protein homooligomerization. Bases 1 to 789 code for a protein of 262 amino acids.